AUGACCAAAUCCCGAUUUGUGAUAACCGACGUAUUUCUCCAUUUUUUUUUUUUAGUUGUUUGUCUGUAUCUUUUCUCUUGUAUUCGACGCCCCCCCCCAGCACCACCAUCCGAUUUUCUGCAUAUUUCUUUACACCGAUCUUGUUGCAUAUCUUUCUCUAUUCUUUUUUUCAAUUCUCCUCCUCCUCCUCCUCCUCCUUCUUCUUCUUCUUCUUCUUCUUCUUCUUCUUCUUCUUCUUCUUUUUUUUCAUCAUCAUUAUUUUUCUCCUUGUUUCCUUGUAUUUCUUCCCUUCUUUUCUCCUUUACAAUUCUUCUUCUUCUUCUUCUUCUUCUUCUUCUUCUUCUUCUUCAUUAUUCUUCUUUUUACCACUUAAAUAGUGAGUCUGUCUGUCUGUUUCUUCGUCCAUGCUUUCUUCUGACAGUGUUUGUUCUUCUUCCCGAAGGAAUUGUCCUAGCUCCAGUGGCCGUAACCCUUAACAAUAGCAAAGCCCCAAACCUGAACCUCACCCUCUCCCAAAAGCCCUUCAUUCCACCCUUUCAAUUUUCUACCUCACCCAACAUCCUUGUUACCUUUCAUCAUCUUAUAACAUCAGCGAUCACCGACAACAACGUCUUCUUGCCAAUUCCCUUUCUGUCUCCUUUGCCCUGUCAACCUCCUGGUGGCAUACCCAGCCGGCGUCGUCCCUGCACUUCACCAUCACCUUUCCUGCUUCCUGCCUACAAACCCGUCUUCUUCACAUAUCUUUUUUUUUUCCUUUUCUCUUUUUCUGUUUAUAUUUCUUUGUCAUUUUUUUCUUUCUUUAUUUCAUUUUCUUUUUCUUCGCUUUUAUUUUAUUUUCCCUUUUUUCUCUAUUCUUCUUCCUUGUUACGUUAUACGUCCUUUUAUUCUUUUUUCUUGCAUAUCAUAUUUCUUUCUUUUAUUCUUUCAUUUUUAAUUCCGUAUUAUAUAUACCUGUUCCUUAUUUGCUUUUCUUUCUUUGUUUCCUUUCUUUCUUUCUUUCAAUGUCCUAUUUUUCUUUCUUUCUUUCUUUCUUUCUGUUCUUUGUUUAUUUGUUUCGUUCUUUCUUUCUUUCUUUCUUUGUUCCUGUUCUUUGUUUAUUUGUUUCUUUCUUUCUUUCUUUGUUCCUUUUCUUUGUUUGUUUGUUUUUAUUCUUUCUUUCUUUCUUUCUGCCUAUUCAUUACUUCUGUUCAUUCUUUUUUUCUUUUAUUCGAUCUUUCUUUCUUUCCUUCUUUGUUCCUUUGUUUCUUUCUUUGUUCCUAUUCUUUCUUGCUUCUUUCUUUCUUUCUUUCUUUCUUUCUUUCUUCUCAUCCUUUCUUUCUUCCCAUUCUUUCUAUUCUUUCUUAUUUAUUUAUUUAUUUAUUUUCCUACUUUCAUGGACAUUAUAAUGUCUCUUUUCUUUUUUCUUUUCUUUCUCUCACGUUUAUACAAUCUCUCGAAGAAGUAGUACGAAACUACACUCCUAAUACUUCUUUAUAUUUCUCUAUCUAUCCUCUAAUUACCCUUCUCCGUCUUUCUUUCUUUCUUUCUUUUUUUUUCUUUCUUUCCCUAUAUUUUAUCUCUCAAUCUCAUCAUCAUUCUCCCUCUUUUCCUCCAUUUUUUUUGGCGUUUUCUUCCUCUGUUCUCUCUCUCUUUCUCAUAAACCUACCCUCUCUAUUUUGUUCUCCCUUUGUUUUUCUUCUCUGUAUUUUCUCUCUUUCUCUUUAUUCUUCUUCCUUCAUUUCGCUCCAUUUUUCUGUCUUUUUUCUAUAUAUAUUUUUUCUUUCUUUUUUUAUUGAUAUUCUCCCUCUUCGUUACUCCAUUUCUUCCCUGCAUUCUCUAUAUGUUUUCUCUCUGUUUCUCAUUGCCCUCUCCGGUCUAUUUUGCACCCUUUUUUUUCGGGUUUUUCUCCCUAUAUUUCUCUCUCAUUUUCAUUGCUUUCUCUUUGUAUUUCUCUCUUAUUUUCUCUUGUAUUUCCCUUCUUCUUCUUCUUCUUCUUCUUCUUCUUCUUCUUGCUCCCCCUCUCUCUCUUUGACAUUCCAUCUUUAA
Molecule: messenger RNA, 2025 nt
Organism: Acanthosepion pharaonis
Lineage: Eukaryota; Metazoa; Mollusca; Cephalopoda; Sepiida; Sepiidae
Source: the annotation of a GenBank genome assembly